AUGACGCACCUGCACGCCGGCCUGAGCGCCGAGACCACGGAGAAGGCUCGCUUAGAGCUCAACGAAAACCCAGACACUCUGCAUCAGGACAUCCAGCAGGUGCGAGACAUGAUCGUGACGCGGCCGGACAUCGGUUUCCUGCGGACGGACGACGACUUCAUCCUGCGUUUCCUGAGAGCCAGAAAGUUCGACCAGAUGGAAACCUUCCGGCUGCUGGCCCAGUACUUCCAGUUCAGACAGCAGAACCUUGACAUGUUCCAGAGCUUCAAGGUGGAUGACCCGGGGAUUAAGCGGGCGUUGAUGGACGGCUUCCCCGGCGUGCUGGAGACUCCGGACCAACAUGGGCGAAAAAUCCUCAUCCUGUUCGCCUCCAACUGGGACCAGAGCAGGAACUCUUUCACGGACAUCCUGCGGGCGAUCCUUCUCUCUCUGGAGGUUUUGAUCGAGAACCCGGAGCUCCAGAUCAACGGCUUCAUCCUCAUCAUCGACUGGAGCAACUUCUCCUUCAAACAGGCAUCCAAGCUCACGCCCAACAUCCUCAAACUGGCCAUCGAGGGCCUCCAGGACAGUUUCCCUGCUCGGUUCGGAGGAAUCCACUUUGUGAACCAGCCGUGGUACAUCCACGCCAUGUUCACCAUCAUCAAACCCUUCCUCAAAGACAAGACCAGGAAGAGGAUCUUCCUCCACGGUAACAACCUGAACUCGCUCCACCAGCUGCUGCAGCCCGAGUGUUUGCCGUCUGAGUUCGGUGGGACUCUGCCUCCGUACGACAUGGGCAUCUGGGCCCGGACACUGCUGGGCCCGGACUACAGCGACGAGACCGAGUACACGCUCACCUACGACGCGCUGCACGUCAGGGAGAACUGCGGAGGAGGAGGAGGAGGAGACAGGGAGUCCAUGAAGAGGUCUCAGUCGGCGGUGGAACCAGGAACUCUCCGACAAACAGACAGAGAGACCAGCACACCACUACUGGCCCUGGACUGAGAAAACAC
Messenger RNA from Perca flavescens (yellow perch), 992 nucleotides. RefSeq names its product clavesin-1. The coding region runs from base 1 to 984 and encodes 327 amino acids. The record is from RefSeq and is a predicted model, not a curated record. Gene Ontology annotation, cellular component: membrane; clathrin-coated vesicle; trans-Golgi network. The transcript has 7 exons. NCBI's taxonomy places the organism in Eukaryota, Metazoa, Chordata, Actinopteri, Perciformes, Percidae. Gene Ontology annotation, biological process: lysosome organization. Gene Ontology annotation, molecular function: phosphatidylinositol bisphosphate binding.